AUGCCACCUCCUUGGACAUCCCCAACGAUCGGCUCCCAACCUGUGGCUCUGCUCGGGGCCGGGGUUUUGGGCCGUCGAAUCGCUUGCGUCUUUGCUUCCGCUGGAUACAAUGUGCACCUGAGAGACCCCUCCAGUGAUGCCCGAAGCGCUGCGUUGGACUACAUCUCCAAAAACCUCGAUGAUUAUUCCAACAUGUCCAAGGGUGACCGCGUAUCUGGACAGUACCGAGCAUUUGCCGACCUGGACAGUGCAGUGCGCGAUGCCUGGUUGGUAAUAGAGGCGGUUCCUGCAAAAAUCGACACCAUGGGCGAGGCGGACCAGAAGGCUCCUGCUGACUGCAUUCUGGCCUCGAAUUCGUCUUCAUUCAAAUCGAGGUUAAUGCUGGACAAAAUCAGGGCUCAACGCCGGCCCUUGGUGUGUAAUGUGCAUUUUGCAAUGCCGCCAGAGGUCCGCAAUGUGCUUGAGGAUUGCGGCAUGCUUCCUGUCACGGCGCGCAAAGAGUCGACAGGCUUCAUUUUCAACCGUCUAUGGGCCGCAGUCAAGUGCGAAAUCAUGACUAUCCUCGCUGAGGGUAUCUCGGAGCCAAAGGAAAUUGACAAGCUUUGGCUAAAUAUGUUUAACUCCAAGAACCCUGGUCCUUGUGCCUUGAUGGACCAGGUCGGCCUCGACACCGUGACAUUCAUCGAAGACAACUAUGCCCAAGAACGACAUCUCGACACCGCCCUGACUGUUGACUGGCUGCGAUAUAAUCAUGUGGCGCAAGGAAAACUUGGUGCCAAAGCCCCAAAGGACAUUGCAUUGGCCAACUGCUCCGGCCAGAUCUUGCGCAGGACAGGGAAUGACAAACAGGCAACUGCCGUCGUAUCGGGGCUGAAAUGUCCGGACAGCAUCGACUUCUCAUUGUCUACGGGCCGCAUGUUCUGGACGAACAUGGGACUGAAGACGUCGACCUGCGAUGGCUCUGUCAUGUCCGCGAACCUCGACGGAAGUGAUGUUCAGACACUAAUCCCGGAAGGCUCAGUCCAUACGCCGAAGCAGCUGGUCGUCGAGGACAAAAACCGCAAAAUCUACUUUUGUGACCGUGAGGGCCUGGGCGUUCAUCGCUGCGAUUUCAACGGCCAAAACCAUGAGAUUCUGGUCCUACGAGGAGAUUGCAACAUAGCAGAUCAGGAGGAUCAGCCGCGGUGGUGUGUUGGUAUUGCUGUAGAUACCAAACAUGGCAAGUUCUACUGGACGCAGAAGGGACCGAGCAAAGGCAACGUGGGGUGUAUUUUCCGAGCCAACAUCGAUAUGCCCGCUGGCGAAAGUUCCUCGAAUCGAUCCGAUAUCGAAUGUCUCCUCAAGGACCUGCCGGAACCAGUUGACCUGGACAUCGAGCCAGAGACGCGGAUGUUUUACUGGACUGAUCGUGGCGAACAUCCCACUGGCAACACGCUGAACCGAGCGUGUGUUGGUGAUCAGAAGCCACAUGCACAGAUCUUGGCCAGGCAUUUCCAUGAGCCUAUUGGGCUGAAUAUUGAUUCCACUCACCAGCACAUCUACGUGUCGGAUCUCGGCGGCACCCUCUAUCGCUUUGGUAUAGAUGGCAGUGAUAGAACCGUUGUCCAGAGUGACGACGGCUGCUACACUGGCAUUGCUUUAGUAUAA
Molecule: messenger RNA, 1647 nt
Organism: Phialemonium atrogriseum
Lineage: Eukaryota; Fungi; Ascomycota; Sordariomycetes; Cephalothecales; Cephalothecaceae
Exons: 4
Coding region: 1-1647 (548 amino acids)
Biological process (GO): fatty acid metabolic process
Molecular function (GO): oxidoreductase activity, acting on the CH-OH group of donors, NAD or NADP as acceptor; NAD+ binding
Source: RefSeq, a predicted model, not a curated record